AUGUUCUUCGACAUCUUCGCUCUCUUAUUCCUGCUCCUCGCGAGCCUGAUAGCAGCCCAGCAGACCCCGACCCCAACCAUCGUCGCUCCCACCACGGCAGCUCCCAGCGCGACAGCAGCGUCGACCGCCCAUGGAUACGCCUAUGCAGGCUGUUGGAACGAGACGAACCACCUCGCCAACACAGGCGGCCAGCGAGCCCUCUCCAACGGCAACAGCGUAAGCCCGCUCACUCCCCAUCCCCCUCCCGCUCACAAAAUAAUAAUCCCCCCCCCCUCCUCGCACAGUCCGCCAACAACACCAUGACCCUCGACUCCUGCAUCCUCUUCUGCAACACCUACACCAUGCAAUACGCCGGCCUCGAAUACGGCCGCGAAUGCUACUGCGCGCAAUACCUCUCCGCCUUUUCCACGCGCCUCGCCGACAGCCGCUGCGGGUAUGCCUGCGAUGGCAACGCGAGCCAGCUCUGCGGCGGGGCGCUCGCGAUCUCGCUGUAUAAUCGCACGGGCGGCGCGCAUACGGGCGGCGUCGCGGGCAGUCUCGUGGGAGGAGGAGGAGGGGCACACGGUGCGGCGGCGUUGUGGGGGUUUGCCGGGUUGGGGAUGUUGCUUGUGGCUGGAGUGCUGUGA
Messenger RNA from Lecanosticta acicola, 626 nucleotides. The record is from the annotation of a GenBank genome assembly. NCBI's taxonomy places the organism in Eukaryota, Fungi, Ascomycota, Dothideomycetes, Mycosphaerellales, Mycosphaerellaceae.